Erigeron canadensis is the source of this 830-nucleotide messenger RNA. Its product is annotated as pathogenesis-related protein PR-1-like. The transcript has a single exon. The coding region runs from base 76 to 663 and encodes 195 amino acids. Gene Ontology annotation, cellular component: extracellular region. The record is from RefSeq and is a predicted model, not a curated record. Lineage: Eukaryota; Viridiplantae; Streptophyta; Magnoliopsida; Asterales; Asteraceae.
CUUUAUUACAACAAUAUAUAUACUCUUCACUUGUGCCUCACCAAUCACUGCCUCGGAAUCCAUCCUUAUUCUCCAAUGCCACUAAAAAUGACACAAUCAUAUUUACUUCUCCUAUCCAUAAUCCUCUUCGCUUCCCUUACACUUUCCCUCUCCUCGACACCAAGCCUACCUUUCCACAAAAAGCCCGACAACGAAACCGUCUACAAAGCCUCCAAACAACUUUGUAUCGGGUGUACAUGGGAAUCACUACAAUUCUUGUUUGCCCAGAACAUGGUUCGGGCAGCCAAGUGGGAACUCCCAUUAGGUUGGGAUUUCCAACUCCAGAGAUACGCCCAAUGGUGGGCAGGGCAAAGACAAGGAGAUUGUGAGUUGAUGCAUUCCUUUCCCGAGGACGAUUUUAAGUUAGGAGAGAAUAUAUAUUGGGGAAGUGGUUCAUCAUGGUCUCCUGUUGAUGCCGUGAAUACAUGGGCCGGGGAAGAGAAAUAUUAUAGAUAUGGAAGUAAUACUUGUGCGACUGGGCAACAAUGUGGGCACUAUACACAAAUCGUGUGGAAGACCACGCGACGUGUUGGUUGUGCUAGAGUUGUUUGUGACACUGGUGAUGUGUUUAUGACUUGCAACUAUGACCCCGUUGGAAAUGUGAUCGGCGAACGACCAUACUGACUAGCUGAUGUAGUAUAAGUAUUUUGUCAAUUUAGACUGGAUUAGUAAAAGAUAUGAUCAGUCGCCUUUAUGAUGUCUGUUACAUUGUAGUAGUAAUUGUAGCAUGUAAAAAUUACAUAUUACUACAUAAUGAAAUAGAAUUGAGCCUAGGAAUAAUUCUAUUCUAA